AUGCAGGCUGAUGGGGAGCUGGGGCCUCCGGGGCCCAUCCUGCAGCAUGGCCGGGGAACAUCUCUGACCCCGAACACAAGGGUCUGGCUGCUCCGAGACUGCCUUGGUUGGAAGGGCUACCUGCAAGCCUCAGAGCCCGUUCAGCUCAAGAUCAGGCUCAGGCAGAAGCAGCGCCCGCCCCGUGUCAGGUGCGGGGACGUGUCUCCCAGCCUCCAGGGUUCCAGGGAGAAAGCCCACCGGCCUCUGGUACCCCAGACCCUUGAGGCCCUUGCAGCAGGAACCCACUUAGGUGGCGCCAACCUUGACUUCCAAAUGGAACGGUACAUCUACAAAAGGAAAAGUCACGGCUUCAACAUCACAAAUCUGAAGCGAACCUGGGAGAAGCUUCUGCGAGCUUGGGCCAGUGUUGCCAUGGAACACCCAGUGGAUGUCAGUGCCACAGCCUCCAGGAACGCUGGCCAGCAGGCUGUGCUGGAGUUUGCUGCUGCCACAGGAGCGACUCCUACUGCCGGGCACUUUACUUCCAGAAUCUUCCCUCACCAGAUCUUCCGGGAGCCACAUCUUCAAGUAGUGACUGAUCUCAGGACUGAUCCCCAGCCUCUCACAGAGGCGUCUCCUGUUCACCUGCCGACAUCUCUGGGCAGCAUGGAUUCUCUUCAGUGCCACAUGGAUAUUGCCAUCCCCUGCAAAACAAAGGAGCACCCCUGGUGGGGCUGAUGUGUGGGUGCAGGCCCAGGAGGUGGGCUCACACGUGGCACCAACACCCGUGAGCACCCAUGGGAGGUCAUGCCUUAUCUCUUCAUCUUCAGAGACCCUGAAGAAGGAAAGGAGGAGCAGGCUGCUGCAAAGGCAGAGUUUCGAGGUGACUGGACUGCCCCAGCUCCUGAACUCAAGGCUGCUCAACCCGAAGGCAGGGACCAGUGUGAAGGCAGACAGAGGCCCUCGCUUCCUCAGCAGCUCCCCACUGCAGGCCAGAGGGCUUAG
Messenger RNA from Choloepus didactylus (southern two-toed sloth), 984 nucleotides. It is a transcript of the gene RPSA2, whose product is annotated as ribosomal protein SA pseudogene 58. The record is from RefSeq and is a predicted model, not a curated record. Gene Ontology annotation, cellular component: 90S preribosome; ribosome; cytosolic small ribosomal subunit. Gene Ontology annotation, biological process: cytoplasmic translation; ribosomal small subunit assembly. NCBI's taxonomy places the organism in Eukaryota, Metazoa, Chordata, Mammalia, Pilosa, Megalonychidae. Gene Ontology annotation, molecular function: structural constituent of ribosome.